This is a messenger RNA of Perkinsus marinus ATCC 50983, 156 nucleotides long. RefSeq lists its product as hypothetical. The record is from RefSeq and is a predicted model, not a curated record. Lineage: Eukaryota; Perkinsozoa; Perkinsida; Perkinsidae. The transcript is spliced from 2 exons. The coding region runs from base 1 to 156 and encodes 51 amino acids.
AUGUCCACUGCACUUCGUUUGGCGCCUACUACGGAACUAUGUGAGCAGAUAUAUGGAGCGUUAGUUAGGAACUACCAGCGCUUACCCGACAGCCGUAACAAACAGAAGUGGGACAAGGUCCUCGUGAUGGCCGAGAAGCGUUGCAAGAAGGUAUAG